Messenger RNA from Castor canadensis (American beaver), 2681 nucleotides. Lineage: Eukaryota; Metazoa; Chordata; Mammalia; Rodentia; Castoridae. The record is from RefSeq and is a predicted model, not a curated record.
UUUCUUGGUAAAGACAGAGGGACAUAAGGCUCUUCUUUCAUAGAGUUAAUGGGUCAAUGUGAGCACCACUACUAGGUAGAACCAAGUAGUUUCACUGUCCUCUGAAAAUCUGUUGAUUUGUUACAUCAUUCAAAACAUUUUCUGUGGCUUUCAUAUCAGUAUAAAAUGGAUGUCAGUGAGACAGACACUACAUUCUCUUCUGUCUCAUUUGCCUUAAGUUGAUAGUUGGUUGUGAAAGCAGAAUAUUCUUUAGCCAUUUAGGAACUAGUACUGAGUUAUUUGCUUAAGGACAGCACAGUAAAUCCAGUUGUAUUAUAGAAAUAUCAUUCAGUGUGACUUCAAAUUUAGCUCAACAGAUAUUGGGUACCUGUUAAAAGAUACAAAGAAAAAUGAGAUUUGCUUCUUGAUAUUUGCUUGAUGCUAAGAUAAGUACAAAAUGAUUAAUAUAAGGAAUAUGAUUAUCAUAAGGAAAGUAGAAACACUGAUACGUAGUUUUAAGGAAGAAGACUCUGCAUCUAGUUUGGAGGAAGAACCAAGUGCAAGAUUUAUUCAUUCAUUCAUUUGAUCAGUAUUUAUUGAUAUUUAUUGCUUUAUUGAUACUUUUAUUGGUAAUCUACCAUUCAGCUCUAUUGCUGAAUGAACAAGGAAAAGAGUCACAGACUUUUGGAGCUAGCAUUCUAGUUAGGUAAUACAAAUAACAAACAUAUAGUAUGUCAAGCAUCAGUAAGCAUAUUGGGAAAAAAUAAAUUAGGUAAAAAGUUAUAGAGAGGGAUGGGCAACAGAGAAAGGGUGCUGUUCUAUUGUCAAGGGAGACCUCAUUGAACAGGAUCCAGAAGAGAGUAGGAGAGCAAAUCCUGUGGCUAUCUGGAGAGAGUGCCUUUCAAGCUUGAAAAGCAGCUAAUGCAGAGAACAUGUUGGAGUGUUUAAAGAAGAUAUGGGUUGAAUGGAGUACGUGAGGGGGGAGAACCAUUCAAGAUGAGGUGCAGAGGGACCAGACCAUGGAGGAUCUCCUAAGAUAUGGCUUAAGUGAUGUGCAUCUCAAAGGUACUUGGAUAAUCAAGCAAAAGAAAGAUGAGCUUUAUCUAUGGACUGCAGUUUGCCACUAGAAAUUAUUUUCUCUCCCAAUUUAAUUCACUGGCCAUCCGGAGAAAAUGGAACUUACUAGCAGUAACUCCAGUGGACUGUCAUCAAGUACAAAAUCUCCAUGUAGUAAUUAAGUAUCAGGGAUUUAAAUCCGUCAAACACUGUAAUGUGACUUUUCUGCCUAAAAACUUUCAUUCCUAUAGGACUUACAGUAAUAAAACAACAGAUUGCCUCUUACGUGCCAACAGUAAGGAAAUUUGGAUGAAUACUCAUAAAUGUACUUGGUGGAAUGAGACUUUUCGAAGAUGGGUACUGAUAAAAGAAGUUGCAGUCAUUCCCACUCAUGUAGCCUCGUGUCCUCUGAGCUAUUCUCUGGGAAAAGCUGCCAGGAGUAUCCAUACUUCUCCACGGGUUCAAGCUGCUCCAGUCCCCCUCUGGUUGAUCAUUCUGAAACCAGUGCAGAAGCUACUUGCCAUCAUCGUGGGCAGGGGCAUAAGGAAAUGGUGGCAGGCACUUCCUCCUAACAAGAAGGAGCUAUUUAAAGAGAGUGUAAAGAAGAAUAAGUGGAAGCUACUCCUUGGUUUGAGUAGUUUUGGACUGCUAUUUGUAGUGUUUUAUUUUACUCACCUGGAAGUAAGCCCCAUCACAGGGAGGAGCAAGCUACUAUUAUUGGGAAAAGAGCAUUUCAGACUUCUGUCAGAACUGGAGUAUGAAGUAUGGCUGGAAGAAUUUAAAAAUGAUAUGUUAGCUGAGAAAGAUCCACGAUACCUGACUGUUAAAGAAGUGACUCAUCAUCUAAUUGAGUGCAAUAAGGAUAUCCCCGGGAUCUCUGAGAUCACCUGGGUUAUUCACGUUGUUGAUUCCCCUGAUAUAAAUGCUUUCGUGCUUCCAAAUGGACACAUGUUUAUUUUCACUGGGCUUUUAAAUAGUGUAAUUGAUACCCAUCAACUUUCCUUCCUUCUGGGCCAUGAAAUAGCACAUGCAGUACUUGGGCAUGCUGCAGAAAGGCUAGCAUGGUUCAUUUAUUGGAUUUCCUAGGUAUGAUUUUUCUCACAAUGAUUUGGGCCAUUUGUCCACGAGAUAGCUUGGCGAUUUUGGGCCAGUGGAUACAGUCUAAGUUGCAGGAGGUAAGUCUGAAAUAAUAAUUUGAAUUUAUAAUGGCCUGUGGUGAAGACAUUCUGAUACUACUGUGAAACAACAAAUACCAGAAAUAUUUUCAUAUUUAGUACCCACAUCAUGAAAUAUUGUACUAAAUUUUAGGGUAUGUUUCUUAUUUUUAAGAGAGAUUCUUACAUAUGAGUAUUUAAAUUAAGGAAUAGUACAUCUCUCAAAUGAUGCUUAAGUGUGGAUUAGAAAGGCUGAACAACUUUAGGCUAAUGUAAUUUUUUUUUUUUAUAUGUGUUGGUCUUACAGAAAGAAAACUCAGGUACUGACCCUUCCUUUCAUUCUGAAUGACUGCCCCUACCCCAGAUAUUUGCAUUUUGGUGGGGAACUGUUCCCAGAUUAUAAUGAGCAUGGGAUUGGCUGAAGCUGCUUUACCACUUCUGCUCACUCCCAUUUAAACUAACAUUGACUUAUAUAUGUGUGUGUGUGUUUCA